This is a messenger RNA of Papaver somniferum (opium poppy), 890 nucleotides long. Its product is annotated as bidirectional sugar transporter SWEET7b-like. The record is from RefSeq and is a predicted model, not a curated record. The coding region runs from base 46 to 765 and encodes 239 amino acids. Gene Ontology annotation, molecular function: sugar transmembrane transporter activity. Gene Ontology annotation, cellular component: membrane. The transcript has a single exon. Gene Ontology annotation, biological process: carbohydrate transport. Lineage: Eukaryota; Viridiplantae; Streptophyta; Magnoliopsida; Ranunculales; Papaveraceae.
UCUAGUAUUUUCAUCUUUCUUUUUUCUCUUCUCUGAUCAAUCAAGAUGGUUACUGCACGACAAAUCGAUCACAUUCGUACUGGAGUCGGGUUCGCAGGUAACGUCAUAUCUUUCGGUUUAUUUCUUUCGCCUGCACCUACGUUUUAUGAAAUUAUCAAAAAAGGAGCAGUAGAGGACUUUUCUCCAAAUCCUUAUUUAGCUACAAUUCUGAAUUGUGUACUAUGGGUCUACUAUGGAUUACCUUUUGUUCAUCCACAUGAUACUCUUGUCGUUACAAUUAACGGCGUUGGUAUUGGGAUUGAACUGAUCUACGUUUGCAUAUUCUUGAUCUAUGCAACCAAGAAAGGAAGACGUUAUGUGAUGUUGGUGUUUGCUGGUGAAGCUGUUUUUUAUGCUGCGGUAGUACUGCUUCUUACUCUAGAACCACGUUGUAUUGCAAACAGACCCAAGAUAAUCGGUAUAUUGUGUGACAUCUUCAACAUAUUGAUGUAUGCUAUGCCGCUCGACAAUCUGUAUCAGGUUUGCAAAUCAAAGAGCAGCCAGUAUAUGCCCAAGUGGCUUCUUCUUUUUAAUGCUCUCAACGGUGGCUGUUGGUUGGCUUUUGCACUUCUCCGUUAUGAUAUCUAUCUAUUGGUAAGUAACGGGUCGGGAUUUGUUUUUGGUUUAAUCCAAAUCGGAGUAUGGUGGUGGUUUAGAAACGGCCCAAAGAAAGAGGACCAGAUUGAUGAUGAGGCCGUGAAAGCAAAAGAACUCGCUAUGGUCUAAUUGCUGCCGAUGCAAAGUUUUGAAGUAGUACAAGAUUCAGCAAUAGUUUUGAGCUUUUAGCAAUCGAUAUAUUUUAUAUUUUAGGAGUUUGUUUUUCUUCUUUAGUUUUUAGUUAUUUUAGUUUU